AUGGCUUUGUCUGCUUUUAUUGCUGCUUGUCGGAACGGCUUGCCGGACCCGCCCGUGGACAUCCAGGUGGAAAGCGGGCCGCAGGACGGAACAUUGCUCGUGACCUGGCUGCCUGUGACGGUCAACAACGCGGGUCGGUCCAAUGGCGCGCCGGUCACGGGCUACGCCGUUUACGCGGAUGGCAAGAAAGUACUGGACGUCGACAGUGACCAUGCCCUGAUCGAUCUCAGCAAGAUCUCCGGCUUCAUGCCACGUCAAGUGACGGUGCGAACCAAGUCCACCGAUGGGCAAUCGGGUGACUCUGUCCCGGGUGUGAUCCCGCCCAACUGCGCCCGCUUUUUCGGCACAAACACGAUCGUGCCGGGAGGCAGAUAUCAGCCACAGCAGCACCAGCAACAGCUUCAAGGAAUUGGCCGGAUGGUGCCGAAUGUAGCGGGGAUGCGUAGCGGAAUGAUGGGCCCGUGGCGAGCUGGAGGAAUGCGACAAGGCGUGCUGCUGGACGACUCGCCCGCUGGCGGGAUUCCAUCAAUCGAAAUAACGCGCGACAUGGACGGUGGCGGUGGUUGGGGCUACGGCGACGAUGGAAGCGGCAGAAUGGGCGGCGGCGGGUAUUACGGACAAGCUGGAUACACGGGAGUGGACGGCGGUGGUCUGUCGGAUGCGGAGAACGAGGCGCGUAUGCGGGCCAUGGGUCAGCAGCAGCUGCAGCGGGGUGGUCCGGGAAGGAUGCAGCUGACGAGGAAGCCGUCGGCAGGUGGUAUGGGUCAGCAAUCAGCAUCGCGCCUCUUCAUCGCCACCUACGACUACGACCCGGCCACCCAGAGUCCGAACGUGGAUAAGUCGGCUGAGGUGCCCUUCAACCAAGGCGACCUGAUCCGAGUGUUCGGGGAGAAAGAUCCGGAUGGGUUCUUCUACGGGGAGGUGAACAACCAGCGCGGACUCAUACCUGGCAACAUGGUGAAGGAGGUGCACGUGGACGAUGCGCAGACGGCGCGGGACAUGAUGAUGAUGCACAACCGUCGACCGCCGCAGCAGCAGCAGCAUCCGGGCGACCGCCUCGGAGACACGUACGGGGACAUGCCUGUGCGCCGAAUGGUGGCAGCCUACGACUAUGAUCCAAUCCACAGCUCGCCCAACGUCGACUCCGAUGCCUAUGCCGGUUUAUUCCUCUUGAAAGGCGGAGCUGGGCUUCCGGAGCGGUGA
Molecule: messenger RNA, 1203 nt
Organism: Notodromas monacha
Lineage: Eukaryota; Metazoa; Arthropoda; Ostracoda; Podocopida; Cyprididae
Source: the annotation of a GenBank genome assembly